This is a messenger RNA of Coregonus sp. 'balchen', 16112 nucleotides long. NCBI's taxonomy places the organism in Eukaryota, Metazoa, Chordata, Actinopteri, Salmoniformes, Salmonidae. The record is from the annotation of a GenBank genome assembly.
CGCCUGGGCCGCGACCGCGUACGCCGCGCUGACGGAUCUCGCUGUCGCUGCUACCGUCUACUGCGCGCUGAGCGCGCGUGCUCGCUCAACCAUGCGGCAGCCUGCGCAGCCCUUGCGCCUCAGCGCCCGCGCGCGCAGCCACUCACCGUCGCGGUCGACCUGCUGCAGAACGACGAGUCCUCUACGCGAGCGACUUCGACCGCACCCGCGAGCGCGCGGUGCUCGUACCCAAGCGCCUCGCGCUGCGCGGCUCGCGACCGCCGAGCGCUGUCGCGACCGAACGCAGCGAGCGGCGGCUCGCGAACCUCCAACCACGUCCGUCUGACCCGACCGCCGCGCCGCGCGUUGCGACCUCGCGACUAUCGCAGCACUACCUCGCUAUGCGCGACGCGAUGCCCUUCGCUCUUCCAGAACUCACGAGCUGCCUCGUCGACGCGGUCCUAUUACUUCUUCUCUCUAGCGCGAGCUUACGCCUACUGCGUCGCCUCUCCGAUUCCGAUUCCGCUACGAGCUGCCUAUCGCUCCUCGCUACUCACCUCUCCGUUACUGUACUCCUAUCGCUCAUAGCCUAGCUCAUGUCCGGUUCGCGACCGCGAUAGCGCUGAAUCGUCGCACGGCCUCGACGCGACUCUGCUAUCCGCUAGGCCGCGAUCGCCGAGCGCCUAAACCUACCUCUCUACCCGACCCCUAACCAGCGAUUCUGCUACAAACCCGAGCCGCCUCCUACCUCGACCAGCUCUCUGCAUCUCUCUUGCGACCUCUACACGCUUCUACCCUAUUCCUCUCUUCUAGGUUCUUCGUCACCCCCCCCCAAACCCCACCCGCCGGGCCCACCCCACCCCCCCCCCCCCCCCCCCAAACCCCCACCCCCCCCCCCCAAACCCCCCCCCUCCCCCCCCCCCCCAACCCCCGCCCCCCACCCACCACAGCCCCCCCCCGCUCCCCCCCCACCCCCCACCCGGCCCCCCCCCCCCCCACCAGGGGGGGACCCCCCCGGGGGGCCCCACCCCACCCCACCCCCCCCACCCACCCCCCCCCACCCACCCCCCCCCACCCACCCACCCCCGGGGAAACCCCACCCCCCCCCCCCUCCCCCCCCACCCCCCCACCCCCGGACCCCACCCCCCCCCCCCCACCCCCCUUUUCGGGACCUCUCACUCUCUCUUCCCUACUCUCUAUCUCCUAUCUCCUCCUUUCCCUACUCUAUCUUUCCCUACUCUACCUCUCUUCUCUCUCUUCCUCUAACUCCUACUCACUCUUCCUCUCCUCUACCUCUCUUCUCUCUCUCUCUUCCUCUACCUCUUCUCUCUCUUCUCUUUCCUCUACCUCUCACCUCCUUCUCUCUUCUUUCCCACCUCUACUCUAUCUCUCUCCUCUCUCUUCCUCUACUCUCUUCUCCUAUCUCUCUAUUUCCCUCCUCUACUCUCUACUCCUCUCUCUUUCCUCUACCUCUCAUCUCUAUUUCCUCUACCUCUACCUCCUAUCUCUCUAUUCCUCUCCCUCUAUCUCUCUAUCUCUCUCUUUCCUACUCUAUCCUCAUCUCUAUCUUUCUCUACCUAUCCUCAUCUCCUCUUCCUCUCCCUCUAUCCUCUAUUCCUCACCCUCCUCUCUAUCUCUCUCUUUCCUCUACCUCUUUCCUCUUUCCUCUACCUCUACCUCUCUCUCUCUAUCCUCCUCUUUCCCUACCCCUCAUCUCUCCUCUUUCCUCUACCUCUAUCCUCUUCUCCUCUUUCCUCACCUCACCCUCAUCUCUCUCUCUCUCUUCCUCUCCUCUCUUCUCUCUAUCUCGCUCUUCUACUCUACUCCUAUCUCUCUCUCCUUUCCUCUCCCCCUCUCUAUCCUCCUCUUUCCUCUACCCCUACCCUCUAUCUCUCCUUCCUCUACCUCUCCUAUCUACCUCCCUCUCUCUUUCCUCUACCUCCAUCUCUCUAUCUCUCUCUUUCCUCUCCUCUACCUCUCAUGCUCUCUCUCUUUCCUCUACCUCUCUAUCCUCUCCCUCUUUCCUCUACCACUCUCAGCGCUCUCCUUUACCCUCUCUGGCCCUCUACCGACCUCGACUCUCUAUCUCUCUCUUUCCGCUACCUCUAUGCCCUCGCCUACCUCUCGAUUUCAUCCCUAGCUCUCCUCGACUCUCUACCUUUCCUCUACCUCUAUCUCUCCUCUCGUUCCUACCACCUCUCACUCCUCUCCUCUAUCCCCCUAUCCUAUCCCUCUACCGCACUCUCCUAUCUCGCUUACCCUACCUCUAUCUCUCUAUCUCUCUUCCUGACCUCUCUAUCCUCUAUCCUCUUCCUACCUCUCUAUCUCUCUCUUUCCUCUACCUCUACCUCUCUAUCUCUCUCUCUUCCUCUACCUCUCUAUCUCUCUAUCUCUCUCUUUCCUCUACAUCUACCUCUCUAUCUCUCUCUCUCUCUCUUUCCUCUACCUCUCUAUCUCUCAUUUUUCAGUGAGUCUGAGGAUGAAGAUCCACACUCCACAGAUCCUGAGGGUAAGGACAAGAGCAAAGACAAGAAGAUACUGUGCAAAGUCAAAUGGUCUCGCGAUGAGGUAGGCUAAUUCUAUAAAAGGCAUAUGACUGGGCCAGUUUGGUCAAGUGUGCUAGUUAGUUUAUUGCACUCACUGUUACACCAUUAUUUGUUGGACCUGUCUUACAUUGUUUUAGUAUUCAAAUUGAUUGAGAAUAGCAUGUGUGUGAAAGUGUGCUGUGGUCCAACAGUCUGUUAGUUUAUAAAUGUAUUGUCUGCUGCUAUUGUAUUGCAUGAUAUGUAGGAAGCCCUAUAUUGUCCCCUGCUAACAAAAAGUGUAUCGGGCGUUUACCUUAUGGAAGCACUGAGGAUGAAGGGAGUGUCUCAGGAAGCUCCUCACUGUCUCUCUCUGCCCCCCCCCCCCCCCCCCCCCCCCCCCUUCUCGCUGCAGGACGAGAGGCUGAAGAAGUCAGUGGAGCAGCAUGGAGCAGACUCCUGGAAAUUAGUAGCUAAUAAUUUCCCAGUAAGUUAAAAAUGUUUGCCCCUUAAUCAUUACAUACUGUUAGAACAUGGUGUUAAAGUACAAAGCUUUCUGUAAUAAGCACAGUAACACACUAACAAAAAUCAGGUAUAUAUAUUGAUGAUAUGUAAUAGUGAUGGGGGAGAAUGCAGGAAAACUGAAAUCCAUCUUACCAAAUUUCUACCAACGUCACCUGUGCAACUAGAGGUUAAAAAAAUCGACCUUUACUCCACACACAGAGCUCUCUCUCGCCCUCCAUUUGGCAAAUCUGACCAUAACUCUAUCCUCCUGAUUCCUGCUUACAAGCAAAAACGUGUAAACAGGAAGUACCAGUGACGCGCUCAAUACGGAAGUGGUCCGAUGAAGUGGGUGCUAAGCUGCAGGACUGUUUCGCUAUCACAGAUUGGAAUAUUUUCUGGGAUUCAUCCGAUGCCAUUGAGGAGUUUACCACAUCAGUCACCGGCUUCAUUAAUCAGAGCAUCAACGACAGGCUUGGGCUUGAAAACUAUCAUGGAUUACAAAGGGGGAAACCCAGCCGCGAGCUGCCCAGUGACGCAAGCCUACCUGACGAGCUAAAUGCCUUCUAUGCUCGCUUCAAGGCAAGCAACACUGAACCAUGCAUGAGAGCACCAGCUGUUCCGGACAACUGUGAGAUCAUGCUCUCCGUAGCCGAUGUGAGUAAGACCUUUAAACAGGUUAACAUUCACAAGGCCGCAGGGCAAGACGGAUUACCAGGACGCGUACUCAGAGCAUGCGCCGACCAGCUGGCAAAUGUUUUCACUGACAUUUUCAACCUCUCCCUGAUCCAGUCUGUAAUACCUACAUGUUUCAAGCAGACCACCAUAGUUCCUGUCGAAAUGACUAUCGCCCCUUAGCACUCACAUCUGUAGCCAUGAAAUGCUUUGAAAUGCUGGUCAUGGCUCACAUCAACACCAUCAUCCCAGACACCCUGGACACACUCUAAUUCGCAUACCGCCCCAACAGAUCCACAGAUGACGCAAUAUCUAUUUCACUCCACACUGCCCUUUCCCACUUGGACAAAAGGAACACCUAUAUGAGAAUGCUGUUCAUUGACUACAGCUCAGCGUUCAACACCAUAGUGCCCUCCAAGCUGAUCACUAAGCUAAGGACUCUGGGACUGAACGCCUCCCUCUGCAACUAGAUCCUGGACUUCCUGAUGUGCCGCCGCCAAGUGGUGAGGGUAGACAACAACACAACCGCCACGCUGACCCUCAACACGGGGGCACCUUAGGGGUGCGUGCUUAGUCCCCUCCUGUACUCCCUGUUCACCCAUGACUGCGUGGCCACACACGACUGCAACACCAGCAUAAGUUUGCCGACGACACAACGGUGGUAGGCCUGAUCAGUGACGACGAUGAGACAGCCUAUAGGGAGGAGGUCAGAGACCUGGCAGUGUGGUGCCAGGACAACAACCUCUCCCUCAACGUCAGCAAGACAAAGGAGCUGAUCGUGGACUACAGGAAAUGGAGGGCCGAGCACACCCCCAUUCACAUCGACAGGGCUAAGGAUCUAUCAUGGUCCAAACACACCAACACAGUCGUGAAGAGGGCGCGACAACGCCUCUACCCCCUCAGGAGGCUCAAAAGAUUUGGCAUGGGCCCUCAGAUCCUCAAAAAGUUAUACAGCUGCACCAUUGAGAGCAUCUUGACUGGCUGCAUCACUGCCUGGUAUGGCAAUUGCUUGGCAUCCGACCGUAAGGCGCUACAAAGGGUAGUGUGUACGGCCCAGUACAUCACUGGGGCUGAGCUCCCUGCCAUCCAGGUCCUCUUUACCAGGCGGUGUCAGAGGAAGGCCCUAAAAAUUGUCAAAGACUCCAGCCAUCCAAGUCAGACUGUUCUCUCUGCUACCGCAUGGCAAGCGGUACCGAUGCACCAAGUCUGGAACCAACAGGACCCUGAACAGCUUCUUCCCCCAAGCCAUAAGACUGCUAAAUAGUUAGUUAAAUAGUUAACCAAAUAGCUACCCGGACUAUCUGCAUUGACCCUUUUUGCACAAACUUUUUUGACUCAUUGCAUACACUGCUGCUACUGUUUAACUAUCUGUCACUUUAUUCCAAGUUAUAUGAACAUAUCUACCUCAAUUACCUUGUACCCCUGCACAUCGACUCAGUACUGGUAACCCUUGUGUAUAGCCAAGUUAUCGUUAAUGAUUGUGUAUCUAUUAUUACUUUUAUUAUUACAUGUUUUGCUUUUCUAUUAUUUCACUAUUUUCUUUCUCUCUGCAUUGUUGGGAAGGGCCCGCAAUUAAGCAUUUCACUGUUAGUCCACCCCUGUUGUUUAAGAAGCAUGUGACUAAUAAAAUUGUAUUUUAUUUGAUUAUCUGGAUAAGAAAAGUGAUAUGACAAGUGACACUCACAGGUGUUGUGUGAGGUGGGGUUAUUAGUGGUACUCACAGGUGUUGUGUGAGGUGGGGUUAUUAGUGACACUCACAGGUGUUGUGUGAGGUGGGGUUAUUAGUGACACUCACAGGUGUUGUGUGAGGUGGGGUUAUUAGUGGUACUCACAGGUGUUGUGUGAGGUGGGGUUAUUAGUGGUACUCACAGGUCUUGUGUGAGGUGGGGUUAUUAGUGGUACUCACAGGUCUUGUGUGAGGUGGGGUUAUUAGUGGUACUCACAGUCUUGUGUGAGGUGGGGUUUAGUGGUACUCACAGGUCUUGUGUGAGGUGGGGUUAUUAGUGGUACUCACAGGUCUUGUGUGAGGUGGGGUUAUUAGUGGUACUCACAGGUGUUGUGUGAGGUGGGGUUAUUAGUGGUACUCACAGGUGUUGUGUGAGGUGGGGUUAUUAGUGGUACUCACAGGUGUUGUGUGAGGUGGGGUUAUUAGUGGUACUCACAGGUCUUGUGUGAGGUGGGGUUAUUAGUGGUACUCACAGGUGUUGUGUGAGGUGGGGUUAUUAGUGGUACUCACAGGUGUUGUGUGAGGUGGGUUAUUAGUGGUACUCACAGGUCUUGUGUGAGGUGGGGAUAUUAGUGGUACUCACAGGUCUUGUGUGAGGUGGGGUUAUUAGUGGUACUCACAGGUGUUGUGUGAGGUGGGGUUAUUAGUGGUACUCACAGGUGUUGUGUGAGGUGGGGUUAUUAGUGGUACUCACAGGUCUUGUGUGAGGUGGGGUUAUUAGUGGUACUCACAGGUCUUGUGUGAGGUGGGGUUAUUAGUGGUACUCACAGGUCUUGUGUGAGGUGGGGUUAUUAGUGGUACUCACAGGUGUUGUGUGAGGUGGGGUUAUUAGUGAGUGUGUGUAUGUGAAUAUGAUAACACGGGGGGACAGCUGCAGGUGGGUUUGUGUGUUAAUGAGGUGUCGUGCUCUGCGUUGUGUCUGUCUGUCUGUCACAGGGGAGGACAGAUGGCCAGUGUCAGCACCGCUGGCAGAAGGUGCUCAACCCAGAGCUGGUGAAAGGACCCUGGACAAAAGAGGAAGAUCAGAAGGUAAGUGGAGAUGGGAGUUACCCCAACCUGGGCUGGGGGGAGGGGGGGAAGAUGGGAGGUAUGGUAAAAUAAUUAGAUAAAAGAGGUAGAGAGAGAACAUUUAUUGUGCUGAAUUUUAUUGGAGCGGCUCAUUGAUAACACAAUACAAACAAGCUGCAGGAUGAACAUCACAGACCUUUUUCUUUUGUAAUCUGAAACAUUGAAGGGAACAUACAGUACACGCGCUCCUCUCCCACUCUCUGUCCCUGUUUGUAGCCCAUAGCCCCUGCAUUAGUUUGCAUUGGCUGUGCAUACGACCCCUACCUCAUGCUUUAAAACAACCAAAGCGCUCCAAGUCUCCCUGGUCCUGAGCCCAGACCCUCAUCAGCCAGGCUGUAGGGUCAUAUCUCUCAUAGUUGGAAGGUGAACAAUGCAUUCCUUAAAUAGAACUACAUGACGCCUCGCCUCCUGGAAUGUCAAGAAUUACAUUUUGUUCCUCCAACAUCUAGGCCUCACAUCACAACACAUGUCAGUGAUAGUAUUGUUCUGGCUUGCCCUUAGUGACAUGCUAGAAGUAAGGUAUGGAGGAAGAUAAUCGCACUGGGUAGUGUGGGCCUGCUAAGAGAUAACAUAAAACAUGUUUGGCUCCAUGACAGAAGUGUUGUGGCAACGAGUUCUACUUCUUCAGCUGCAUUCUUGACAUUCUCUAGUGUUGCCAAUGACGAUGUGGCACCUCUGUUUGUGCAGUAAUGGCAUAAAUCCCUCCAGUAAUAGAUGAAAUACUAUACAGUAUGCCAGGGGUCGUGAACAGGCGGCGUGAUUCCCCCCCACUGUAUGUUCCCAAGUAUUCCCACAAAUAAAAAAGAGACGUGAUCGUGUCUCAAUGUAAUCAAGGUAUGAAAUUAUUGUUAUUUUCAAAUACGAUCUCUUUUUGGGCUUAGUUGUGGUCAAUUUGCAGUGUACAAAUUAUUCUAAUUAUGUUCCGGCCCCCCGACCAUCCGCUCCGACAAAAAUCUUCCCGUGGCUGAAUGUAGUUGCUUACCCCUGCAGUAUGCAUAUUUCAGAGGAUUGCAUUGUAAGAAGUCACAAGUCCCUGUCUUCUUUGCUCCUGUGUGUAUAGGUGAUUGACCUGGUUCAUAAAUAUGGCCCCAAGCGCUGGUCGGUGAUUGCUAAGCACCUGCAGGGGCGGAUUGGGAAGCAGUGCCGUGAGCGCUGGCACAACCAUCUGAACCCCGAGGUGAAGAAGUCCUCCUGGACCCAGGAAGAGGACAGCAUCAUCUACCAGGCCCACAAACGCCUGGGCAACCGCUGGGCCGAGAUCUCCAAGCUGCUGCCUGGAAGGUAACAGAAUUAUAUACUGUACAGCUCUUUGCCUGAGGUAGUGGGUGGUUGCAUCUCAAUAGAGCAAAAGUGGCUUCUCUUCUUCUCCUGGUCAGCUUUCCUUCAUAUUUCCUACACCUCCAGUAUAGGAUCUGGUCCCAUUACCAAAGGGGUAAGGCCUAGGGCAAAAACGUACGUUUGGUUAGGUUUUUGGACUGAUCUAAAGUAUUUUAACGACCUCCCUUAUAGGACGGACAACUCCAUCAAGAAUCACUGGAACUCCACCAUGAGGAGGAAGGUGGAGCAUGAGGGGUACCUCCAGGAGGGCUGCAGGGGAUUCGGCUCAGAGCACGGGGGGUUGAAGAGACGCCACCACAGACCCUGUGUCCCCCAACCAGACACCCCCCACGGCAGGCACAGCCCUCUGGGCAUGGCUGGACCAACUCAGGUGAGAGGCCUCUCAGACAGUUCUGUUCAGUUUCAUUCAAACAAGCUUUAUUGGCAUAAUGAAAGGAUCAGUGUUUAAUGUUCCUGUGUGUUGUAGCUUGGGGUUUACCUCUAUAGCCCUCUCUGUGGCCAGCUGAUGGACAGCCUCCCAGACUCCUCCAGCUACUUAUCGGUGAGUGACCUGUUCCUUACAGCUGGCCAAAAGUCCAAUAUGUUGUUUGACUCAAAAAGCUCAAGGUUUGGACUGAAGCAUGGACAAGCUAAAUCAGUAGUAGUGUCGUCCAAUCCUGUCCACUUUCCCAUCCCUUCCUUAUACCUUCCCACUGUACUAACUUCAGUCUGCACUUUGUAUUAAUCACUCUCUGAAUCAAACAACUAAAUGACCUGCCUGAAUUCCUGUUUCUUCUCUGUGUCUUUAACAAAUGUGUGCUUUGGUGUUAAUCGGAGUACGCCUGAGUCUGAUAUGAGUAAUUUGUGAGUAAAUUUGUUCUCUCCUUCCUUCUUUCCCUGCGUUCCUUUUCUUCACUCCCUCCGUCCUCUCCUCCUCUCCGUCCCGUGUGUGUUUAUUCCAGCCGUCCUGCCAUGACGACCCAGACAAAGAGCAGAGAAUUAAGGAGCUUGAACUGCUGCUUAUGUCAGCAGAGACCGAGGUCCGGAGACAGGCCCAGUGCCGAGGCCCAUGUGUAAGACACACUGUCAGUGUGUGAUGAUGUAGCCUAGUCCAUGUGAGCGCAUAGUUAUGCAGUAGUGAUGUCAUAGUAGCCUACCCCUCUCACCCCUCCCCUCACAGUCCCGUUACGCUUCGUAGUUCUAACCCUCUCACCCCCAUUUUCAGUGCUUCCUGCCAUCUCGCCAAGCGGCCGCCGCCAUUAACCUCCUCUCACUCCCGCCAGCCUCCUUCCCUCCAGCCUCCUAUCUGCUUCUCACAGCAGUAGUGCACGGUCACUUCAGCCAGCGGCCAAAUGUGUUUUUCCUUUGUUUUUGUUUUGUUUUAAACCUUUUCCCUUUUUUCACCACAUCACUGUGGCUUCCAUACCAGAAUCCCCACCUUGUUGACUUACCCUUUCUUCAUUCAUCUAUUCACUCUAUCCAUUUAUCUAAUUUUCACCUGCAUUGAAGAACAAACUAUUAUGAUGAUGUCAGUGGUUCAGAUUUUAAAUGAUAAAAUCUCUUGAUGUGUUUCAACCCAUGCCUACCACUGACUUCUCAAUGAGGUUCAAUUACGUUUUAGACUGAGGGGACAAGUUUGGGUGUUGGGGAGACUUUUGGGUAUGAAUUUCGUUACAUUGCCUUGUCAUCUAAACUUGAUUGAACUUCCUUGAAACGUCAUAAAAACUUCAUUCAUUGGGAGUUUUCCAAACCCAGUCAGCCUUACUGACCUGGUUGGUGUCCAACCCCACCAUCACCAGCACCCUAACUCCAGUCUCUUCUCCCCCAGAGUGUGGAGCAUUACUCCAGCUGGGCAGACAGUGUGUCAGAUGACACCAUGACCACCAGUAGCAGCAGUCUGGAGGAUCAGGCUGAGGGGGGCUGGAGGCUGGCAGAGGAGGGCCGAGGGCCCCCAGUGGAGCUGGCUGAGGGGGGCUGGAGGGGGGCAGAGGAGGGCCGAGGGCCCCCAGUGGAGCUGGCUGAUGGGGGCUGGAGGGGGCAGGAGGAGGACCGAGGGCCACCAGUGGAGCUGGCUGAGGGGGGCUGGAGGCUGGCAGAGGAGGGCCAGCACCAGGUCCAGCACUAUGUCUCCCCCAGUAAGUUCCUGGCUGUGGAGGCUAGUUCUGUGCUCUCCACCCUGCAGACCAUCCCUGAGUUUGCAGAGACCAUGGAGCUCAUCGACUCGGUGAGUGUGUGUAGAUCAGACCCGGCGCCAGGAUAGGGUGACUAAGGGGGCAUUUGAAAUCGGUGAUGGGGCACAAUUUUGGAGGUUCUCGCAUUGGAAUUAUAUUGAAUUCUGCUUAUAUCACAAUAAACAUAGUUUCAAAUGCCGAAAUUCAGAGAACAUUGAUUGAGUGCUUUUGAAGUGACAGGUUGGCACGAAAUCUGUAGCCUAUCUCCCCUGCGCUGUAUCAGCACAAUGGACAGAUCCCUACACACUAAAGCAAGGCCGUUUUGGUAAUGAAUAUAGGCUACAAGAUAGAUAGGGUAACUCACCUAUUACAAACAGCCUACACUACCAGUCAAACGUUUGGACACACCUACUCAUUCAAGGGUUUUUCUUUAUUUUUACUAUUUUUUACAUUGUACAAUAAUAGUGAAGACAACAAAACUAUGAAAUAACACAUAUGGAAUCAUGUAGUAACCAAAAAAGUGUUAAACAAAUCAAAAUAUAUUUUAUAUUUGAGAUUCUUCAAAUACCACCCUUUGCCUUGAUGACAGCUUCAAACAUGGAAAACCAUGCUGCUCAUGAGUACAGCAACAUGUUGUGAUAUGGCACAAUACACUUCUGUGGAUCAAAUUCGACCCACGUAAUCAAUUAAGCAAUGCCAGCCUACCAUAAACAUGUUUCCAAUAUGUACAGUUCCUUUUACAACCACGAAAACCAAUAGGCUACCAAGAAAGGCUACAUUCUAUUAUGGUUAUCUAUUUCUAUGAUGAAACACACCGCUAUGUAGCUAUACCUAUGGACGUCAUUUAGGUUCUUGCAUUGGAAUUACUUUGAAUUCUGCAGUAACCGAGUAUUCCAGCCACUCUCUUCCUAUGAACCAGUUGCUAUUAAAUGAACGUUUUUGGACAGAAAACCUGCGGCUAGGGUAGGAUUGUAGGCUAACCUGGGCUGGCUCCUCUGUUCCAAGAUCAUCAGGAACAGUCAGAGGUGGAGGGGGCUGUGGAACCAUUAUCCUGGCGGCGCUUGUGGAAGGGUGGGUAGGCUCUGCACUCGGCAGCAUCAUCGCUGCUGGGCUUGGCGGCGGCCUCGUGGUUUGAUGCUGCUGCUCAUCGCUCUCCUUCUUUAGCUUUGUUUGGGUACUUUGGCGAAGCCAAUUUUUGAUAUCCAUUGUGGCAGACUAGCUGGUUCGAGCUAGCUAAAUAGGCUAAGGCUAAUAACACUAACGGUUUUUACAGCUAGCUAAGAAGCUAACUAAACUCUGUAGUGGUGGAGUUGAGUGAUGCAGAGUCAUUGGUAAACCUGACCCCGCCCUUAUAAAUCUAAAUCAGAUAUUACAGGAGGAGGCGUGUCACGUUAUUCACUUAGCCUACCACAGAUGAGAAGUAUUUUUUACCGCUUUUCAUGGAAACCCAAAGGAGUCAAACCUAACUGCCCCAGCGGCUUUCUAUAGCCCCCUACACCUAACUGCCCCAGCGGCUUUCUAUAGCCCCCUACACCUAACUGCCCCAGCGGCUUUCUAUAGCCCCCUACACCUAACUGCCCCAGCGGCUUUCCAUAGCCCCCUACACCUAACUGCCCCAGCGGCUUUCCAUAGCCCCCUACACCUAACUGCCCCAGCGGCUUUCUAUAGCCCCCUACACCUAACUGCCCCAGCGGCUUUCCAUAGCCCCCUACACCUAACUGCCCCAGCGGCUUUCUAUAGCCCCCUACACCUAACUGCCCCAGCGGCUUUCCAUAGCCCCCUACACCUAACUGCCCCAGCGGCUUUCUAUAGCCCCCUACACCUAACUGCCCCAGCGGCUUUCUAUAGCCCCCUACACCUAACUGCCCCAGCGGCUUUCUAUAGCCCCCUACACCUAACUGCCCCAGCGGCUUUCUAUAGCCCCCUACACCUAACUGCCCCAGCGGCUUUCUAUAGCCCCCUACACCUAACUGCCCCAGCGGCUUUCUAUAGCCCCCUACACCUAACUGCCCCAGCGGCUUUCUAUAGCCCCCUACACCUAACUGCCCCAGCGGCUUUCUAUAGCCCCCUACACCUAACUGCCCCAGCGGCUUUCUAUAGCCCCCUACACCUAACUGCCCCAGCGGCUUUCUAUAGCCCCCUACACCUAACUGCCCCAGCGGCUUUCUAUAGCCCCCUACACCUAACUGCAGGACUCUGUCCAUUGUGCUGACACAGCGCAGCGGAGAUACAGAUUUUGCGCCAACCUGUCACUCAAUCAUUUUUAUAUAGAGACAUAAAACUAAAACUGAGGUGGCACAAAUUUCAACUGAGGGGGCUAAGCCCCCUUUUGCACCCUCGUGGAGCAGGGCCCGGUGUAGAUGGGGUCUGUGUGUACAGUACAUGGCUAUGUGUGUUUAUACACUGCUCAAAAAAAUUAAGGGAACACUUAAACAACACAAUGUAACUCCAAGUCAAUCACACUUCUGUGAAAUCAAACUGUCCAAUUAGGAAGCAACACUGAUUGACAAUACAUUUCACAAGCUGUUUUGCAAAUGGAAUAGACAACAGGUGGAAAUUAUAGGCAAUUAGCAAGACACCCCCAAUAAAGAAGUGGUUCUGCAGGUGGUAACCACAGACCACUUCUCAGUUCCUAUGCUUCCUGGCUGAUGUUUUGGUCACUUUUGAAUGCUGGCGGUGCUUUCACUCUAGUGGUAGCAUGAGACGGAGUCUACAACCCACACAAGUAGCUCAGGUAGUGCAGCUCAUCCAGGAUGGCACAUCAAUGCGAGCUGUGGCAAGAAGGUUUGCUGUGUCUGUCAGCGUAGUGUCCAGAAUAUGGAGGCGCUACCAGGAGACAGGCCAGUACAUCAGGAGACGUGGAGGAGGCCGUAGGAGGGCAACAACCCAGCAGCAGGACCGCUACCUCCGCCUUUGUGCAAGGAGGAGCAGGUGGAGCACUGCCAGAGCCCUGCAAAAUGACCUCCAGCAGGCCACAAAUGUGCAUGUGUCUGCUCAAACGGUCAGAAACAGACUCCAUGAGGGUGGUAUGAGGGCCCGACGUCCACAGGUGGGGGUUGUGCUUACGGCCCAACACCGUGCAGGACGUUUGGCAUUUGCCAGAGAACACCAAGAUUGGCAAAUUCGCCACUGGCGCCCUGUGCUCUUCACAGAUGAAAGCAGGUUCACACUGAGCACAUGUGACAGACGUGACAGAGUCUGGAGACGCCGUGGAGAACGUUCUGCUGCCUGCAUCAUCCUCCAGCAUGACCGGUUUGGAGGUGGGUCAGUCAUGGUGUGGGGUGGCAUUUCUUUGGGGGGCCGCACAGCCCUCCAUGUGCUCGCCAAAGGUAGCCUGACUGCCAUUAGGUACCGAGAUGAGAUCCUCAGACCCCUUGUGAGACCAUAUGCUGGUGCGGUUGGCCCUGGGUUCCUUCUAAUGCAAGACAAUGCUAGACCUCAUGUGGCUGGAGUGUGUCAGCAGUUCCUGCAAGAGGAAGGCAUUGAUGCUAUGGACUGGCCCGCCCGUUCCCCAGACCUGAAUCCAAUUGAGCACAUCUGGGACAUCAUGUCUCGCUCCAUCCACCAACGCCACAUUGCACCACAGACUGUCCAGGAGUUGGCGGAUGCUUUAGUCCAGGUCUGGGAGGAGAUCCCUCAGGAGACCAUCCGCCACCUCAUCAGGAGCAUGCCCAGGCGUUGUAGGGAGGUCAUACAGGCACGUGGAGGCCACACACACUGCUGAGCCUCAUUUUGACUUGUUUUAAGGACAUUACAUCAAAGUUGGAUCAGCCUGUAGUGUGGUUUUCCACUUUUAAUUUUGAGGGUGACUCCAAAUCCAGACCUCCAUGGGUUGAUACAUUUGAUUUCCAUUGAUAAUUUUUGUGUGAUUUUGUUGUCAGCACAUUCAACUAUGUAAAGAAAAAAGUAUUUAAUAAGAUUAUUUCAUUCAUUCAGAUCUAGGAUGUGUUGUUUAAGUGUUCCCUUAAUUUUUUUGAGCAGUGUAUAUACCAGACCCAGAGCAUGAAUGUAUUGAAAAUCCAUUGUAGAUGUGUCUGGCUCUACAGGACCCUAUGGCGUGGAGCGAGGCGGCCAGCUUCGACAUGUCUGAGGCGACGACCCCCCCGAAACAAACAUAUGGGAACUACGUACCCCAGGAGAGGACCACAGAGGGGAUGAGGUAUACCGUUGACCCCCCCAACGACAUCUCAACCAAGCACAGUGCCCCCUUGGGUCAGCGGAAGGUCCACACCCCGAACAACGUGCCCAGACCAGGCCUGCCGUCCCUGGGGAGGAGGAAGAGGAGAGAGAGGGGGGACCAGUCCCCUGAUAGGAGCUGUCCGUCCUUCUUAGACUCACCCAGCAUCAACUCGCCCAAGAACACCCCCACGAAAGCACUGCCUUUCUCCCUCUCCCAGGCAAGCCUGAUGCUAGAGAUGAGGUCAAGCUAAAGCAUGAUGGUGCAUCUGGUUCUUGCAGUAUAGUUCCUCUUUAUAGUUUCUUCUGACUGUUGUGAUCAUGUCUUUCUCCAGUUCUUCAACACAUCAGGAGGAGAGCAUCUGAGCCUGGACAACCCAGCUCUGACCUCCACCCCGGUCUGUGGCCAGAAGUAUCUCCUCAACACACCCUUCCAGAAGGAGACCACACCCAAACACCAGAAAGAGAAUGUGGGGUAAGAGAGUUGGCUACAGGUUCCUCCAUAUUUUCACAUUUGAUUCAUUGGCUAAAUUACGUGUGUGUGUGUUUGAUGUAUUGAUCUCUUCAUUUUGGCAGGUGUUGUAAGAAUUUCUGUCUUUGUCUCACUCAGUUUCAGGACCCCUAAGAUCCAUAAGUCCAUCAUGGUUCCGACUCCCAGAACUCCUACUCCAUUUAAGAAUGCCCUGGCCGCCCAGGAGAAGAUGCAUGGGCCGCUAAAGAUGGUGGUAAGUGUGAAGUUGGUCUAGCUGUGUGUGCUGUAGUCUUAAGUAUUUAUAAUUCACUGUGUGUUCUUAUGUGUGAGUACUUUGUGAUUGUGCUCAUAUUAAUGUGUGUAUGUGUGUGUCUCUAUCUCAGCCCCAGCCCCUGGCCUUUCUGGAGGAAGAUAUCAGGGAGGUGCUGAAGCAGGAGAUAGGAUCAGACAUCUUCAGCAGAGAACCACAACCAGACUUCAGGACAUGGAAACAUGAUGUAGGUGUUCAUAUAACCAUGUACAACUAAACUUUUCAUGACCUCUGUUUAAACUAGUGCACUUGGUAUCCAGUCUAACCAUAACCUUGUCCCUGACCCUUCCAGGUGGAUGGCCCAGCCAGGAAGGUGCGUAAGUCCCUGGUGCUGGACUCCUGGGGGAAGGACUGUCUCAACGUCCAGCUCUACCAGGACCAGCUCAAUAACGCACUGGUGGGUUCUGGGAUAUAUCAAUCAGACUAAUCAGUCAACCAAUCAACCAACCAACUAAUCAAUCAAUUCAUCAGUCAACCAAUCAACUAACCAACUAAUCAAUCAAUUCAUCAGUCAACCAAUGAACCAACCAACAAAUCAAUGUCUACCCGUCCUUGCCCCCCUCCAGGUCCCAGAGGAGACUAUGUUAACCAGCUCCUUAUUGAUGACCCCCCUCCCUGAGAGAGACAGAGAGGAGCAACCCUGCCCCCCCUCGUCUGGGAGGGAGGGGUCCAAUGGCCCCCGCCGCCGCCUUCCCAGCCCCCGCAAGAGGAAGAACCCCCCCUCGGUCAGAAUGUCCCACCACAAUUCACCUGGACAGGUACACACAGACAUCUCUCUUUGGUGUAACUCCUAACUACCCUGUAAAAAACAAAACAACACCAAAUAUUUUUUUUUACUAACUACACAUUAUUGCUCCUCAGGUGAUUUAUAUAAUGAUAGGGAGAGGGGAAAGGUUGUCUCUCCAUAUUGGACAGUAUGUUAGGUUCAGCUGGUCCCUUGUCAAUUAAACCUGGCAACUUUUCAGUGAACAUUUCUUUAUUGAGCAUCAAGGUCUUGGUUGUCACAAGGGGAUAUGCUAAAGGUUUGAGAGGCGGGAGAGAAUAGUCCUCUCUUCUUCUCCUGCAGGUGAAUAACCAGUGGGAAGCAGUGGUUUAUGGGAAGACGGAGGACCAGCGGAUCAUGACAGAGCAGGCCCGGCAGUACCUGAGUAGUACCUACCCGUCCUCCGGCUGCACCUCGAGGGCGCUUGUGCUC